This is a messenger RNA of Cuscuta campestris, 1399 nucleotides long. NCBI's taxonomy places the organism in Eukaryota, Viridiplantae, Streptophyta, Magnoliopsida, Solanales, Convolvulaceae. The record is from the annotation of a GenBank genome assembly.
CCAACCCCCCUUCAUUCGUCCCUUUUUUUCUUCGACCGGCGUUAUAAUAGGGAUAAUGCAGCAAGUCCUUCGAUUGCCAGUCCAAGAUUCUAUGUCCACCACGACGACGAAGGUUAUGGAAAGACCGACGAGCGAGGAACUGCUUUCUGAUUGCGAGAGCGGGAUUUCAGGCCCUAACUCCACCGCCGCCGAGGCGACGAAGACGGAGAGGCGAAGUCCGGUAGAGUGCGGGGAGCUAACCACGGUGGGCGAAGAGGAAAGGAUUCACCAGAUAAUCAGGGAGAAGCUUCUCGCAGGCGGCGCACUGAGCGCAUCUAUAGAGGCGGUUCGGGCGAAUGCUUUCUCGAGCAUGACCAAGAAGGCGAAGCUUCAGGCAUUCGAGAUCUUCGCCAAAGCGGCGGAGAAGGAAUCGGGAUGCUGCAGUGGUGCUAAUGUGCGCUAUGCUUGGUUCGGAGCUUCAAUUGAUGACAUCGCCACCGUCCUCUCCCAAGGGUUUCUUCCUUGUAUGAUUAAGAAGGACGGGAUCCAUGGCCAUGGGAUCUACCUCUCUCCCGAUCAUUUCCCCCUCGAAAGCGUGAAAUCAGCAGUGGGAGACGAGAAUGGGGUGCGGCACAUAUUGCUCUGCCGGGUGAUACUGGGGAAGACGGAGGUGGUGCCGCCAGGCUCCGGGCAGUGGCUCCCCAGCUCGGGAGAUUUCCACUCCGGGGUUGAUGACUCCGUCUCUCCCACCAACUAUAUUGUUUGGAGCACUAACAUGAACACGCACAUCCUGCCUCUCUACCUUAUCAGUUUCAGACUGCAUUCCUCCCCCGGUGGGGAGGAGAGAAUUGGUGGGGGGCUUGGAUAUAGGAAGCCAACAUCGCCAUGGAUUCCCUUUACGGCUCUGCUUUCUGCACUGGCAAAAUGCUUGCCUCCUCGCACCAUGAGAUUGAUUGCAGACAUGUACAGGGAUCAUAGAGAAAGGAAGAUCUCAAGGCGUGAACUGAUAGAGAGAAUGAGGGAGGUGGCUGGAGAUGAGUUGCUUGCAGCAAUCAUUAAAGCCCACCGCACUAAACCUCAUCAUCAUCAUCAUCCUUAUCACCGGAGGAAUAAUAUCUCAGAGGGCCAAAUGCAAUUGGGAAUGUUGAUACGAUCCAAGCAAGAAUCUGAGCAGCCAUCAUCUUCAUCUUCUUCAUCACCUUUCUCACUACAUACUCCAUAUUAGUAAUAUUUACGAGCAUACUGUCACUGUAAUACCCACCCCUUACACCCUUACCCUUUUGACAAAAGACUAGUCAUCAUCUUCCUCAACUUCUUCAAAAAAAAGUUGUACUCCCUAUUUCAUUUUCAUACUCCAUUUUCAUCCAAAUCAUCUACAAACCAAGGAAAGAAAUUGAAUGAAGAAAUUUUCUGUCUUAAA